Cladophialophora psammophila CBS 110553 is the source of this 1638-nucleotide messenger RNA. RefSeq lists its product as uncharacterized. The record is from RefSeq and is a predicted model, not a curated record. The transcript has 2 exons. Bases 1 to 1638 code for a protein of 545 amino acids. Lineage: Eukaryota; Fungi; Ascomycota; Eurotiomycetes; Chaetothyriales; Herpotrichiellaceae.
AUGUCACUACAAAAAGGAAGAUCAUUCCAGCCGAAGCCUCAACACGGGUCGGGAGAUCCCUUCAAGGAUGGAUACCUCUCGGAUCUUCCGCCAGUUCCUCCUUCAGAAUGGGAAGCCGAGCCUCGCAGAAAGCAGCAGUUGGUCGAUCUAGAUCCGGACAAGAGAGGUCUAACAUUUGCUCGAACCCAUCCCGACGGCUGGAGCAAGGUCAUCCCCAAACAAUGGGCGGAGGAUCAGUUCAGCAAUAAUUCGUCAGACGCUGGCGCAGGUGACGACCGGAGUGUGUACAGUCAGAGCAAUGGCGAGGAAAUUGUCAGAUGUAAAAAACUGGAGGAAGCAUCUGCGCUCGAGCACGAAAAAGAACAUGCAGCCUCCCUGCAUCCACCCACUGACGCUGUCGAGCAGGCCGCUGUGGGUGCCCUUAAUGCCGAAGUUGGUAAACAUACACACUGGAGCGCAGGGUUGGAAGCUGACUUGGCUUCUUCCGAUCCUAUUCGAUACUGGAUGUCUUCGCUUCGACCCCUUCCCGACCCUCAUCUGUCGUUUCCGACUCAAUACAGUGACGAGGGCAAAAGCCACGACGACGAUUCGAGCCCACACAAGUCCAAAUGUCAGAAUAAACGACCUCAUCAAGUCUUCACUGGCCCAUUUACAUCGGACCAGGAACCCUCGGCGAGUCUCGAGCCUGCAAUAAGAGUGAACGCAUGCCCGUCCUUUCAUUCGGACUCAAUGCCACUAGUGCCACGACCCUUGAGGUUAACGCAGCGGCACCUGAGAGCUGCACCGCCAGCCACUGCCACCAAAGGAGAGAACGAGGCUCCACGGAGCCGCAGUAACUGUGACCUUCUUUGUGUUCUGAGCGACCAAUUUCCAGAGUCAAAAUCACUUCAGUCGUCUUGGUCCACUAUCUACUGCGAUGCUGAAGGAGAAGGCGAUGCAGCCGCAGCAAAAAAGGAAAGACAGGUCGAAUCCAGGCCAUUCACUGGGCCCUCUAGUAGAAGAUCUAAAGAAAAGGCUUUGCCGCCCUUGCCCUCCAUCUGCUGCGAUGACCACGACGCUUGUUCGAAUCAAGACUGCGGUUGUGCGGGAUCACUAUACCAAGAGGGCAGAGUCGGAAAAAGGGAACAGCGAGAAAAUGAAAAAGAAAAGGGCACGGACCGACUCCACACAGACAUUGACGAGAUUCUCGACUUGUACCUGCCCGUGAGUCCUGCAACAGGACGUCGAGACAAGAAUUGUUCAGGACCGAAAACCAAGCGUCUGGGCGCCGCGAGCGAGGAUAAGAGCAAGAACAGGAGCAUUAGCAAGGCCAAGUCGGCGCAAAGCACGUAUCCGCCUCAGCGACCUACGCGGCCGUCAUUCGCCAUAGAUCCAGAAAGAAGGGUGAAUAACCAAUCAAACGGCUGUGGGAUGUUGCUGCUGCAUAGGACGACGACGAUAAAAAACACAACAAUGACGACGGCAAAGACAAUGACGAGCCCUGGUACGCCGUUCAUAGUAGCAUAUCCUUGCGCCUAUGACCCGGAGAAAUACCCUGAGCUCCGGCACGGACGGGAGGAAGGGAGGAGGAGGGUCUGCUUAAGGCCAGUAGCAGCAGCGAUGGCUUGCGUCGACGAGGAUGGCCUGAUCUGGAUUUAA